UUUGAAGAGCAUUAAAUAAAAUUUAAUUAUGAGAUAGCUAUAAUAAAUUCCGAAAGUAACUAAAAAGGUUAUUAUUAUAAAUCAAAAGUAAAUUGUAUGUGGUGAAUACUUAUAGGUCGAAUAUGAUUAGUGAAAAUAAUAAUCUUUAGAAUAUUCAAAAUGUUUAAGUAAAUAAUACUGACAGAAAGAAUGUUUCUGUUGAGGAACAACUUCCAAAAUAAUUUGAGGGUAUUUGAUUAAGUUAAAAUAGAUAACAUGCAAUUUGAAAGUCAAUAAUCCAUUUAGGAAAUGAUGAUUUUGUAUUAAAAAAAUUGUGCCUAAUUAUAAGAAUUCUAAUCUUAAAUACACGAGUUAAAACAGAGAGUCUAAUUGAUUGAGUAAAAAUUUUAAGAAAUCGAAGCAACUAAUAAGAAAAAGAAGAAAAGGAGAACUGCAGCUGAAAUAGAUAAGAAUUUUAAAGUGUGUAUUAAAUUUAUUAAUUUUGUAGUGCCCUUAUAAAAAUUGUGAGAAACUCUAUGGAUCAGAUGUUUCAUUGAAUCUACACAUCAAAUUCAAACAUAAUGGAGGUAAUAAGAGCGAACGUCAGAAAAUAAUUGUAAAAUUUACUAUUGUUAUAAUAGAAAUAAUUACAGGCUGGAGAAAUAUCUGAAAAGGAUAUUCAAAACAUUAAUUUACCACCUGUAUGAAAAAUACCAUUUCAAUCCAAUAAUAAAUUUGAUUUCAAAUUAAUUUAUGUGUUUACAAAAAUUUAUAUUCCGC
Molecule: messenger RNA, 759 nt
Organism: Paramecium octaurelia
Lineage: Eukaryota; Ciliophora; Oligohymenophorea; Peniculida; Parameciidae
Source: the annotation of a GenBank genome assembly